Molecule: messenger RNA, 756 nt
Organism: Aspergillus calidoustus
Lineage: Eukaryota; Fungi; Ascomycota; Eurotiomycetes; Eurotiales; Aspergillaceae
Source: the annotation of a GenBank genome assembly
AUGUCCCCAGAACUCGCCCAAGUCCCCUUUUCAUACUCAAGAUCCCGACCCCGCGCGGCGACAGAAAGGGCGCAGGCAUUGGGUCCUCCGACAAUCUCGAAGUGUCAAAGCCCCGAUGUAGCAGGCCAAUCCGGGGAGCAUGGACGUGCCAGAGCAGCAUCCGGGUCACUGCGACAGCCGAAACCCCUCUCUCCCUCUGAUAUUCAUUCCAUUCUUGAGCAGGAACAGGAAGCGAUGGUCAACCGUCUGUCAAGAGAACUCACCCUCCUCCGCAACCAAACAGCCUCUGUCGCAUCGACAACAUCAUCUACCUCAACCUCAUUCAACGACUCUCACGAGACACUUUACGGGUCCACAUACAUCUCCGGCCCUGUAUACCCCACAGCAUCGCGACGACACAGAUCCUCCUCGAGCUUGAGCGCCUCAUACUUUCCAGUCAUCCAGGGAUCAAGAGCAAGCGGUCGAAGCCGACGACCGUCCCUUGUAUCGCCGCAGCGAUCUCAAAGCCUUAUCUCCGUCACAUCGCAGCCCCACGAGCGAAGGCACGAUCCGUCCUCUCAUGUCGCACACAGCGCGCGCUUUCGCCGCAGCUCCCUCUCGCAACAGCGUGCACUCUCAGGCCCAGCGGUCCUUCGUGCGGAUGAGAUAGCUUCGCGCGUGGAAAUGGAGUCGCUCAAGAAUGAGAAUGAGAUAUUGCGGCGGCGCAUACGGGAUCUCGAGCUCGAGCUCAAUGUGCAGAACAAUUCGAGCGCAUAA